This is a messenger RNA of Hibiscus syriacus, 328 nucleotides long. RefSeq names its product UPF0183 protein At3g51130-like. Lineage: Eukaryota; Viridiplantae; Streptophyta; Magnoliopsida; Malvales; Malvaceae. The transcript is spliced from 3 exons. The coding region runs from base 71 to 328 and encodes 85 amino acids. The record is from RefSeq and is a predicted model, not a curated record.
AACGUUUUAUGCGUGAUUUUUUUGCAUGUUACCCUCAUGGCAAUAAUUAUUUUGUCAACAGGUUGACCAAAUGGUUAUUCACUCUGCUUCUGAUCGUCGUCCUCGGACAACACUUUGUGCCUAUUAUUUCUACAAUUAUUUUACUCGUGGCGUGGACAUCUUAUUUGAUGGCCAGACUCAUAAAGUCAAGACGUUUGUUUUACACACUAACUAUCCGGGUCAUGCAGAUUUCAAUUCAUACAUUAAGUGCAAUUUUGUUAUCCUAGUUGAGGGGUCCUUCCCAGAUGUAAACAACUACAAAAACCGAAUUACUCCAAGCACCAAGUAG